AUGGCUCUCACCUCUGAUCGCAUCAAUCCAACUGGCCUGGGGCCCGAAAAUAUGGCACGCUACAAAUGGAGAGCGGCUCUCUACCUGGAGCCGUUUGACCCACAAAAUCCACCGAAAAUUGAGGCUCUCCUCAAAACGCAGGCGGUGAGUCGCUUAUCCAGACAAUUUCUCACGUUCCUUUCAUUACUCUGCAGCACGUGUUCUUUUGCUACGGCGAAUCGGAUAUCAAACUGAACAGGGAACUGAACCGUUUCAGUUAUGCGGUAAUAACAUGAUGCAUUUGAUGUUUGUUUUGACAUUAGAUGUUUUCAGCUUGAAGAUGCGCGUCAGCCACUCACUGAGAAGCUCAAUGACGAUCUGACCGAGUGGGCCCACAUUCGCGAGAACGCGUGCACCGUCCGUUGUAGGGCCAAUUACGACAAAAACCUGGCCGCUGUCCUGGUAGAAUUACACUUCCGGAGAAACCGUGCUCAUUUUCAUCUUACAGAAGUGCGCUGUCGACAUCAAGAGAUACACUCUCUACCUCUCCACUCAAAUCACCGAGCUUCAGCCACCACCAUAA
Molecule: messenger RNA, 562 nt
Organism: Caenorhabditis sp. 36 PRJEB53466
Lineage: Eukaryota; Metazoa; Nematoda; Chromadorea; Rhabditida; Rhabditidae
Source: the annotation of a GenBank genome assembly